UCCCACCGAUGGGUUCCUGCUUCUGGCCCUGCUGCUCUACGCACCCGUGGGGCUCUGCCUGCUCAUCCUGCGCCUCUUCAUCGGCGUACACGUCUUUCUGGUCAGCUGCGCCCUGCCUGACAGCGUGCUGCGACGGACUCUGUCCCCAGGACCCAUGAAGGUGCCUUCUCUGCCAAGACCAAAGCUGGCAAUUGCCUCUUGAGUGCUCAAGGACUGAUCUGAAACGCUUGGAUCAGCUGGGUAUCCUGCUAAGAAAUUCUGUGGUGGCUUGCUGCCCCGUGUUUCAUGCUGCAGCUACAGCUCUGCAGGCAGCCUUCAGCCCCAACUGCAGCCCUCCGUCAGUUCCUGUCCCAGACAUCUGUCAUAUCGUUUCCAUUUUGCACCAGUGUCCUUUGUCAAGUCACACAAACUCCCAGGUUUAUUGUACGCGUGAUGUGCUCGGUGCUGGGCUUAUUUGUGCGGCAAAGUGAUCCCCGGCUUCGUGAUGUCAAUGUGAGGGUGUAUAUCGCCAACCACGUGACACAAUUCGAUCACAACGUCAUCAACCUUCUGACCUCAUGUAAUACGCCUGCAUUGAAUGGUGCCCCUGGCUUCAUCUGCUGGUCACGGGGAUUCAUGGAGCUGGGAGUGACGGGAAGCCGAGCAGAGCUGGUGGAUUCCCUGAAGGUGUAUUCGUCCCACAGAGAAAACCCACCGCUGCUGCUGUUCCCGGAGGAGGCUGCCACCAACGGCCGGGCCGGCCUGCUCCGCUUCAGCUCUUGGCCGUUCUCAAUCUUGGAUGUGGUACAGCCAGUUGCCCUACAAGUUCAGAGGCCUUUGAUCACUGUGAGUGUGGCUGACUCCUCCUGGAUUACAGAGCUGGUCUGGACCUUCUUUGUUCCCUUCACAGUUUAUCAAGUAAGGUGGAUGCCGUCUGUCCCCAGACGAGCUGAAGAACUGAGUGAGGAUUUUGCGCUCCGAGUUCAGGAGCUCUUGGCCAUGGAGCUGGGUGUGGUAUCCACACGGCUCACCGCAGCAGAUAAAACUGAGCACAUGAAGAGGCUGAGACACACAUCGCUUCUCCCCUUUGCCCCAGCCUCAAGCCAGCCCCAGGCAGCCAGGCCCAGGAUGCCUUCCAGCCUGACCGGUGUUGCUCCCGAGGACGUGCGGAUCACGGCAAUGGCUCAGCGGGUCAAGGAGGUGUUGCCUCAUGUGCCUCUGGAGGUCAUCAGGAUAGACCUGGCGCAAACCAACUGUGUGGAUACCACCAUUGCCAACUUGCUGGAGGGGAGAGUACCCUUCUUCCCUGAAAGUAAGGAGGCUGGUACUGACCUGCCUGCCCCGUCUACCUCCCAGGCUGCAGCUGCUUCUGGCAUCCAGGGCUCCGUAGCUGUGCCUUCUUCCAAGCCAGCUACAAAGCAAUUUGCAAAGUCCCCUGUGGAGCGGCAUCUGUCCUUGCAGGAGCGGAAACGAGCGUUGUACGACUAUGCGAGGAGGAGGUUCGCCGAGAAGCACGGCGCGGCGCGGGCCGGCGGCAGCCCCUGAGCGGGCGGGGCGGGGCGGCCCCGGAACCUCCCGUGCCCUGCGCGGCCGGGCCGGGGCGCCCCCUGGCGGCGGAAAUAAACGGCG
Messenger RNA from Grus americana (Whooping crane), 1608 nucleotides. RefSeq names its product AUP1 lipid droplet regulating VLDL assembly factor (gene AUP1). The transcript has 12 exons. The record is from RefSeq and is a predicted model, not a curated record. Gene Ontology annotation, molecular function: ubiquitin binding. Gene Ontology annotation, cellular component: membrane. The coding region runs from base 286 to 1524 and encodes 412 amino acids. Lineage: Eukaryota; Metazoa; Chordata; Aves; Gruiformes; Gruidae.